Molecule: messenger RNA, 756 nt
Organism: Rasamsonia emersonii CBS 393.64
Lineage: Eukaryota; Fungi; Ascomycota; Eurotiomycetes; Eurotiales; Trichocomaceae
Exons: 1
Coding region: 1-756 (251 amino acids)
Source: RefSeq, a predicted model, not a curated record
AUGCCGCCCAUAACCGGUAUACCUACAUUUACGUCUGCUCCCAUCAACCCCAAUUUGCAUGGCAAGGGUGGCGAUUCAAGAGCGACGCCUCAGACAGAAGAGCCUUCUCACGACGCGGAUCAAGUCCCUACAUCGGUAAGAGCGUCGAGCACGACUGCAGGAGAUUCCUCUUCGCCGUAUCCUCCCGCGCGUCCGGGCGCAGCAGCAGCAGCUCCUACCCCGACAGGCACUGCUGCUUCUGCGCCGCCAUCAUCAGCGUACACACCGACAACAACAACGACGGCCCCAGCGCCGCAGCCAGUCGCACGUCCAACUUGUCCAGGAACAACGAAAUCCAGCGCCUACACCGUACCUCCUCCGCCCAAGGCAGGUGAGCCCGUUCAGCCCGCGUCGUACUAUGCGCCCAGACCUGUUAGUACUGCGCAAGCAGAACAACAACAAUAUCCUACUACUAUAGGUGGUAGUAGUAAUCUGCAGUCGCCAUCGCCGUCGUCGUCGCAUCAUUCUCCCUUCUUCCAAACCUUCUCCUCCUCCUCCUCUUUAUCCACUGCUUACAAUAAUUCUUCGAUGAUGUCGACAUAUCAGCCCCCGACAGCAGACAGGAACAAUCAGACGUUCUUGUCGCAGUCGCAAUACCAAGAAGAGGAAGAAGGACAAGGGAUUCUCGACACAGCCAAGUCAUGGUUACAAAUUGCAGGGACGAAGCUGGCGGAGGCGGAGGCGGAGGUUUGGAGACGGGUGAAUUCGAAGACAUGA